Messenger RNA from Crotalus tigris (Tiger rattlesnake), 2779 nucleotides. RefSeq names its product chromosome unknown C1orf100 homolog (gene SPMIP3). The transcript is spliced from 6 exons. NCBI's taxonomy places the organism in Eukaryota, Metazoa, Chordata, Lepidosauria, Squamata, Viperidae. The record is from RefSeq and is a predicted model, not a curated record. The coding region runs from base 241 to 690 and encodes 149 amino acids.
CCAUUUCUAAGGUGCUCAUUCAAGCAACCCAUAAUAAUGUUAGAUAACUAUAUAAUUAGCUAUAUAAAGCUAAAACAGAGCAGCAGGUCCUCCAGUUCUGGGAGAAGUCCCAGAUUCCAAGCUAGCUCCCAUGGAGGAGUACAACUGCAUCUACAGCCAUCAUCUUUAGAUCCAGAACAGCUUUGAAUCUAUAGCCAUUUUGUCUUUCUUAAGGCUAAGUCAGCCCUUCAAGGAAUUCUUAUGGCAGGACAAGUUGCAGCAAUAAAAUUACGACAGUUUAUAGAUCCAGCACCAGAGACCAUUCCAGGAACUAUUUUUCAUCAGGGAAAGGAUGUUAUUGGUUACUUUCCUGGACAGCUGGCACGACUUUACAUUGCGUAUCCUCCUGAAGGACAAUUAAGACCUUUUACUAAGCUACCACCAGCUCCAAAAAAAGAAGAAAUUAUAUAUCCGCAUGAGUUUGAUUAUUUAAUUCUGCACCAGUAUAUUCACUAUCAAGAUGCAAAGAUGAAGGUCUUUGACUGGUACACACAGACUACAUACAAAGAAGCAUUUACAUUACCGUGUUUCAAAUCAGGCAGUGCAGAUAGCUAUCGCCACAGAUCAGAUGCUGAAAUACUGUCACUUUGGAAAAGUACACCUGCUAUGACGAAAGAGAGAAUUAAACCUUCUUUCAUGGGUUUUGGAUAACUUCUAACUUCUGAAGUUCUUCUCUUUUUUAAAGCAACAAUAUGAAAAGAUCCUAUUAGACUUCUUUUAAUCCAAAUGUACUAAAGAUGACUGCUAACCCUAUGGAAAAGCUGAACAAUUUUAAAUAUGGUUAAUUUAAAUUUGAUAUAGAUCCCUUCUAAAUUUCCAUUGUAAAUAGCUGAAAGAUAAAGAAAACAUAUUUCAGUCUAAGAAAUGGAAGUUCAGCAAAAUAAUGGAUUAAGAAGCAACAUUGCAGCCUCUCGCUGUAGUAAAUAGCAGGCAUUGUUUUUAUGAAUAGUUCUAUUUUGUCUUAAAUACACAAAAUUAAAAAGUAAUAUAUAAAAUCCUAAGAAACAAUUUUUCUUUACCAUUUCGUAGUCACUGCGUGAUUAUUACUAUGUAGUUUUUAAUCACCUGUUUGGAUAAUUUAAUAAAAUUUUUAUGGCAUCACUACACAUUUUGAACAUUUAGAAAUAUUAUUGGCACUAUUUAUUUUUAUUUAUAUUUUUCCAGAAACUUUCUAGUGCACUGAAGGAAAAUCAUUUAAGAACACUGAAUAAUUUUGCACAUUAAUCAAAAAGUAGUACCCAACAGCAUACCCUGUUAUUAUCAUUUUUGGGUGCCUGGUUCAGUCUUAUUUUUUUCUAAUCACAGAAGUGCUCCAGCAUACAAGUGACAUGAACAACAUAGAUUGGCAGCUUUGUAGAUUUGUAAUUAAUUAUGUGCAUUGUAUGCAUAUUCUCUUUGUAUUACCACAGUAAUUUAAGGAUAUUUAUUAUCAACUCGUCAGAGGUUUGUAUUCCUAUAAAACUAAGAAAAAGAGUCUGAGAAAAUAUACAAUGUCUGUGCUUCAUGUAACAAAGCAAUACAAAUUUGUGCCAUUCUUUAAACCACAUUUCAAGCACUUCCAUGGUAACUUAACUUAAUGGCAUUGAUAUGCCCCUUGCAUGUUUUCUGCAACAUGUGCUUAUUUCACUCUGGUCCUCAAUGUACAUUUUUCAGAAGGAUAUAAGGAUCAUGGCCACUCUUGAAUAACCCAGGAUAUAAUUUAACAAAUGACAGAAAAGAUCAGGACAUGUAUUUUCUAAUAACACUAAUUAACAGGAAAAGAUUCUCCUAUUAGAACAGGGCCACUCUUUUUUACAAUUACAAAACCAAUCUGGAUGAUGAAGAUACUAAAGCCCUAAAAGCAAAUGUCUAUGGAGAUUCUCAAUCAUCCAGAUCAUGGUUGUCCCAAAGGUGCUUUUCCAAAAGGCAACUGGACUUUCUGGGUUGCAUUCCCUGAAAACAUUUCACUUCUCAUCCAAGAAGCCUCUUCAGUUCAGCUUCUAUAGAAAGCAAAUUAAUUUUUUUAUUCCUUUUUUACCCAGACAUAACUUGUUAGAGCUUAAAACUUGGGACAAACACAAAUGUGUAAUCAGUAAAGUUGUUCUGAGGGAUCUGUACCAUCUGUAUGUUAUACAUGGCCCAAAGGAACAAGCAAUAAGAGCACUAGCUCUUCAAGCACAUAGGCUAUUUGACAGAGCUCUAAGAAACUUGACAAAUCUAGACACAGAACUUAAAUGUGUGUAGAGUGCACUAAACUAAAGUCUGAGGUUUUUUCCUUCAUAUGUGCAAAAGUAAAAUCUGUAGCAUAUUUAUAAAAUAUAAAAAAAAUGCUCUGGUAGCCAAUAUACAGUAGCAUUAUUCACUCCACGCUAAAUAUAAGCUUAAAUAAAACUAAUGUUCAAAUAUUCAAUAAACACAGAAAAAUACAGAAUAGAAAGUAAUAGAGUAAGAAAAGUACUAAUUUGCUCAGUGUAUUUCUAUCGAUGUUAGACAUAAAAUCUUAAAGACAGAAUAUAUUGGUGUUAGUCUAGUAAGAAAACAGAUAUGCAAGAAGCCAACAUUCCAAAAUGGGGACGGAGGCAAUUUUGAAAGCAUUACUAUCAAUGCUGUGCUUAGGACCAAACCACAAUUCUGCUUUAUCUCAAAGAUGCUUUUUCACGAGGCAACUGGACUUUCUUGUUUUUCCUUUGAAGAUGUUUUGCUUCUUCUCCAAGAAACUUCUUGAGCUCUGACUGGAUGGUGGGGAAUGGAAGGAUUUAUA